Molecule: messenger RNA, 1692 nt
Organism: Macaca mulatta (Rhesus monkey)
Lineage: Eukaryota; Metazoa; Chordata; Mammalia; Primates; Cercopithecidae
Gene: TMEM185A
Product: transmembrane protein 185A
Cellular component (GO): dendrite
Source: RefSeq, marked provisional
GGUGGUUUGGUAUCCACAAAGAUUUCUGUCAGUUUCUGCUUGAAAUCUUCCCAUUUCUACGAGAAUAUGGAAAUAUUUCCUAUGAUCUCCAUCACGAAGAUAAUGAAGAAACCGAAGAGACCCCAGUUCCGGAGCCUCCUAAAAUCGCACCCAUGUUUCGAAAGAAGGCCAGGGUGGUCAUUACCCAGAGCCCUGGGAAGUAUGUGCUCCCACCUCCCAAAUUAAAUAUCGAAAUGCCAGAUUAGAUGCCACUUCCGGGGACAGAGCUAAAGUGGACUGCGACGCGCUCUCUCCACCUUCCUCUGCCCCCUCGUUCAGCCCACAAACCAGAACCAGUACUGGAGCUGGGUCUCCAGGUACGUCCAUCUCAUGCCUUGUUUGCAUCCUGCGCCUAUCAGCCACUCACCACGACGGGACGUGGAAGUGGCAGGUGACAGGGGUGUGUGCCAGCAGAUGUGGAUGCCAGGAAGAGUGUGAGAACAGGGGCGGGAUUUCCAUCUGUCUGGGAGGGGCCCCAGGUACCCCUCUUCCUCGUCAGACCCACCGGGGGAUGGCUGCUUACCAGGUCCGCAAAAGGAACAUCUGUCUACACGGUGCUGAAAUCCCAAUCAAAAGUGUUGUUUAGAAAUGUUUCUCUACGGGGCUGACCUCCUGCAGCUCGCUCAGCACUCCCAGGUCCUUAGCACUCCCAGGUCGUAGCUGGCGCAGUCAGUAGGAACUGUAACUAUGUCUCUGAUGCACCACAUGUUUAGACACAGCACAGUCCUUUUUUCUGUUCCUACGGUGGAAGUAGUUUCUCUUUGGGCAUGCUGACAGCACUUUUUCAUAGCCUCACCGAUGAGCCCUUUCUGCGGGAGUGACUCCAUGCCUGUAUACAGAGUAUUUAUACAAAUGUUUUAGCAUCUUCAUAUGCGGUGUUAACCCCUAGUUCUGUACAGCAUAUUCUGUUCAAGUAUUUUUUUACAAGCUUGUGCUGUAGGCACAUGCCUUCUGCUGCAGAAGUGGACACCCGUGGCACACCCACCCCGCCCCAGUGGGGUGCCAUGCCUUCCUGGGACAUUGCCACUUCUGCCCUGGAACUCAUGCAGGUACGUAGUAGCUGCUAUUGCCAGAACAGCAAAGCCAAGCAAGAGAUGGUCCAUGCUUUUCUGACGUUCUCAGAAUAGUGGCUAGCCUAAAACCUGACAAGCGCUGCUUGAAGCCGGAACACUGGAGAAUGUUGCUGAGAGCAGAAAUGGCCACGCGGGUCACGAUUAUGCUUGGGAAAGUCUCAGGCUUCCCUCCUGCCAGCAACAAGAACGCUUUGGGGUAGGCACGAUGUUUUCACGUGUGCGUGCCGUUUCUCCAAGCACUGCAGGUUCCGCCGUGUGCCGGAGGCUACAAGUUUAACAUCCUCCUUCCCGAAAACAAAUAGGUCCUAUGCUGAAAAAAGGGUAAAAAAUGAGUAUUGAUCUUCUCAGCCAGGAGAAGAGUGUGGCGUUUUAACACGACCAGCUGCUCGCCGGCAUACUUGGGGUUAAUUCAACUCUGCUGCGAACAUGACUCCGCCCCUGGCACUGGCCUCCAGCAAGCCUGCUCUUUUUGGGGUACGGGGGAGCAGGAUGGUUUAGCCUUUCCUGCUCAGUGUGUAAAAAAAUGUAGCGAAAGCCACUAUUUUUGCUCUCUUAAGCUGUUCAAUAAACUGGUUCCUCG